This is a messenger RNA of Carcharodon carcharias (great white shark), 3177 nucleotides long. RefSeq names its product succinyl-CoA:3-ketoacid coenzyme A transferase 1, mitochondrial-like. Gene Ontology annotation, cellular component: mitochondrion. The coding region runs from base 1 to 1086 and encodes 361 amino acids. The transcript has 13 exons. Lineage: Eukaryota; Metazoa; Chordata; Chondrichthyes; Lamniformes; Lamnidae. Gene Ontology annotation, molecular function: succinyl-CoA:3-oxo-acid CoA-transferase activity. The record is from RefSeq and is a predicted model, not a curated record.
AUGAUAAACCAAGAGAUAGAAAAGGUGUGUAAGAAAGGCAAGGUUACAGUGAACAAGGGGGAUUUCAAUGUGCAGGUAGCCUGGGAAAAUCAGGUGAGGGAGUUCAAUGGCCGGCACUACAUCUUGGAGAAAGGAAUCACUGGGGACUUUGCACUGGUUAAGGCCUGGAAAGCGGAUCAGACUGGGAACAUUGUGUUCAGGAAAACUGCACGGAAUUUCAACCAACCCAUGUGUAAAGCUGCUAAAGUGACUGUGGUGGAGGUUGAGGAGAUUGUUGACACUGGAGCCUUUGCCCCUGAAGAUGUGCACAUCCCCAGUAUCUAUGUACAGAGAGUCAUAAAGGGAAGCAAGUAUGAGAAGAGGAUUGAGAGACGAACUUUUCGACAGACGGGAAGUUGUAACCCCAAACCGACAACGGAAGCGGACGUCACGAGGGAAAGGAUCAUUCGGAGAGCUGCACUGGAGUUUGAGGAUGGUAUGUAUGCUAACCUGGGCAUUGGAAUGCCAAUGCUGGCCAGCAACUUCAUCCGCCCGGAGAUCACUGUCCAUCUGCAGAGCGAGAACGGUGUUCUGGGAUUGGGUCCAUAUCCACUUGAGGGUGAGGAAGAUGCAGACCUGAUUAAUGCAGGUAAAGAGACGGUGACUGUACUGCCAGGUGCUUCCUUCUUCUCCAGUGACGAGUCCUUUGCCAUGAUCCGAGGGGGACACGUGAAUAUGACAAUGCUUGGUGGAAUGCAGGUUUCGAAGUUUGGUGAUUUGGCCAAUUGGAUGAUUCCGGGUAAGAUGGUAAAAGGAAUGGGUGGAGCCAUGGACCUGGUGGCUAGUGCGGACACAAAAGUGGUGGUUACCAUGGAGCACUCUGCUAAGGGUGGAGCGCACAAGAUCCUGGACAAGUGUACUUUACCCCUAACUGGAAAACGAUGUGUGAAUCGCAUCAUCACCGAGAAGGCUGUCUUCGAUGUUGAUAAGAACAAAGGAUUGACGUUGAUUGAAAUAUUUGAAGGAGUGACUGUUGAAGAGAUUCAGAAAUGUACUGGAUGUGAUUUCAGUGUAUCUACAAACCUCCGACCAAUGUCACAGGUCUGAAGGCAAUGGAGAUCUGACAGAACAGGCUUACACCAAGCCUAGGAAAUCACUAUAAUGUGGUCAGAAUCAGAGAGAGAAAUAAUUCAGUGCCUCAGCUAGACAAGGGGUGAUGGUUUACAUUUCACCAAAUGUUAACAAGUAGUUUUUCAAAUUAUUGUGUUUUUCUAUCACAUGUAUAAGGAUAAUUUCUCUGACUUUGCACUUCCCAAAAGGGCACACGCUCAAAAGGGGAUCCGAAGGCCAACUGUCCGUUGGGUUGUUGCAAAGUCGGUAAAUCUACCAGGAGGAAAAGUCUAAGGGUUUGGAAUGGGACCCAUGCCCCUCCCUCAACAUAUCUCAGCAAGUUCUGAUCGGCUCUUUAAAGGCUGCUGCUGCUGUUCCUCUUUCCAUAGAAAUUACAAUUUGGAAAUGAGCCGUUUGGUCCAUUCAGUUUGUGUUUAUCAGUCAUCCUCAUGCCACAUGCCCUGUUUUGCCCUCUGUAAUGGUGGAAUUAUGAUUCAUGUUCCUCUCCCUGUGUUCUGUAGCCGGCAGCAACACCAAGUCAGAUUUGCCGGAUUUUGAGACUCCGUAUUUAACCAGUUCCUCGCGGCCGUGAGCCCUUGUGGGCCCACAUCUGGCAGAUCUGGUUUAGUACAGCUGCUGACUGGGCGAGAGGGAGACUGCUAGGCCUGACUUGGCAGCACUGACACAGUGUAAAACCGGUAGUGGGGGAAAUCACCCCCCUCGUCAGAGUGUGCAUUGCAAAUCCCAGUACUUUCAUCAAUCUCCAUCCAGGCUCUUCAGCAGCAACCCUGUCAGAAAGCUAACCCUUUCUUGGCAAAUUUUGAAGCAGAAAAUUCUAGAAGCUCUGUGUUUCUAGUGUGUGAAGGAGAAAAGUCCGCUUAGCACGUUGUCUGCAGUUUGAAUUCUGCAGGUUCAAUCGGUCGUCCAGCAUGGCCCCCCCCGCCCCAGAUACUGCAGAACCCCAAGUCCAGCACUCAGGGGCCCUUGAAGCUCAGCCGAGUUUUACAAUCUAAUUCCUUCAGGGCUGUUUUGAAUUUCAGGGUGUGGAAUUUUUGAAAAGGGUUAUUAUUGCCGUUGUUACCCCACAGUCAGAUAAAUCUUAUAUCAGGAACUGCAGGAACUGACCAGCCCAGCUGCUGCAGGCUUCAGCUAUCCUGGGAUUUGUGCUUGAUGGCUGGGAAUUUUCAGCUCCUCUGCCUUAUCGUUUCCCUCCUUUAGUGGCUGCAGGACUGAGGACUGGAGAGAACAGUGAUGAAGAUUCCUGGCCCACACUCAAAAAUUAUAUAGAAAACAUCACCAUCCCUACGCAAGAAGAGUUGGAUGUAAACAGUGCUUUUUUAGAUAAUGAAAGGUGCCAAGGGCUUUGCAGGCACAAGAAUCGGAUCCAGUGACACGGAGCCACAUGUGAUACCAGCAAACAUAACCAGCCUGCCACACCGCUGAACUGGCUGCCUCCCAUGUUUUAGACUUUACCAGUUUUAUUUCUGAUUUCUCGCUAUUUGUAUUUGUGUUCUGUGAACAUCUUUGUAUGUACAGCAGCAUGGAGGGGAUUAUCCAGCUCUGACCUCCCACACCCCUCCCAGCUGAACUAAAUAGCAAUAUACCACACUGAUUAUUCGAGAGAGCCAGUGGUGCCUGCUUAUGUUAAAGGAGGCUUUAAAUUAUUGUGUGCGCGUGUGUGUACGAGUGUACGCGUGUGUGUACAAGCGUGUAUGUGUGUGCGCAAGGUUUUACACUGAUGUCAUCCCUGUAAUUGUAUUAAUAAUAAAUCGUACAGAGCAAUUGGGUUGCUCUGCCUUCCAAACAAAGCCAGCAUUCCUGCCUAUCCCCAGGCGACUGCAGGAAGUACCACAAUGCCCUAUUGGACAUACAUCACUGACACCCCUCACACUGAUGGCCCGGCACAUUUGAGGACCCUUUUUUAGUUAGAUCGUAUAUCCCCUUCCAGUGAAAGAGAAGAGUUGGCAAGUUGCACUCAGGCCCCUGUCCAGCUCAGUUGUCAGGGGCUGUGUGAAGCAAGACCCUGCCCAUCUUUACCUAGCUUUUUUUUCCCGCCCUGUCUCCUCCAAAUAAAAGUGUUAAGGUGAA